AUGGAUGCGAUUCAGUCAACAGCAUGCCACCCUCCUCAUGACCGGCCAAGGGCAGCCGAUUACGGCGCCGUCAUCCGACACCUUACAUUUCUGUGUCAACAAGUCGAAGCUCUCGCGACUCCUCUGUCCGCGCCGGGCCUACCACCCCAUCACUCGGCACUACCCUCGGCACUUGAAGCUCAAGGUCAUCGUGCGUCUACGCCCAGUGCAGCUCGAGGAGGCCGAGGCGGAGGAGGAGGACGACCAGCUUCUGUGACAGGCGUUCAAGCAGCUUUCGGUGGUGGCGGACGAGCAAAGCGAGAUCUCAGACAAACUGGCAAAGAUGUCAUCCGAAUUCCAAAGUUGGUGCUUGUCGGAGGCCAGAGCACAGGUAAAAGCUCUCUAGUUGAGUGUCUCGCCGGGGUCACUCUUCCACGAUCGCAAGGAACCUGUACUCGCGGCCCGCUCGACAUUACCAUCACCGGAACCACACCUGCCGAGGAAGGCGAAGGGUGGUCAGCACUCGUCUCCAUCGUCCUACCCACGUCCAAGAACGACCUUCCCCCUGCUUGUGAGUCCUGCCCUGGCGGCAUCAUCAGAUUCGGCGAGCCUAUCAACGACCCUGCUCUUGUCGCAGAUCGACUCAGACGGGCCACACUCGCCGUUCGGGAUCUGCGCAACCUACCCACUUCCUUCAUGUCUUCUCCCAAGCCUACCGACAAGUAUCUCAUUCCUGCCUCGCCUUAUCAGCACAUGUCGCUGGCUCAGCUCGAAGACGCUGAAGACGACCCGGACUCACCUCUGCCGACGUUCUUCCCCGUUGGAGCACGUCUCAGUCUUUCCAUCCGUGCACCAGGCGCCGAGCCUUUGUGCUUCACCGAUCUGCCUGGUCUCAUCUCGGAAGGCAGCGCUUUUGAGAUCAAUGCAAUCCGCAACAUGAUCUUGCGCGACAUCUCUGAGUCCAACACGGUCAUUGUUCUUACGGCUUCUCUUGCCAUGGACAUCCGUCACCAGAACGCCUUCUCCCUCGUCAAGAGCAUUGAUCCGAAUGGAGAACGCACUGUUGGUGUCUUGACCAUGCCCGAUCGCAUGCCCUCGGGUGCUGAACGUCAAUGGGCAAAGAUGAUCAACGAGUCAUCUCCCGGCGGAAUGAACAGCAACAACAACAGCACCGUAAGUUCAGGCUCGAACAGCAAGCACUUCCUUAAGCACGGCUGGCAUGUUGUUCGCUGCCCUGCCCAGCACGAAGACCGUUGCAACAUUCGCGAGAUCGAGGACAACUUGUUCUUCGCAAGCGAUCCUGCUCCUGGACCUUGGCUUGAGACCACAAAAAUGCUCGACGUUACCGGCGAGAACGGCAACGAGGACUUUGUGCAGAUGCGAUGCGGCUUGGACAACCUCUACCAGCAUCUUAGCCAUCUCUUGCUCCAGCAGAUCUACACCGCUCUGCCCAAUACCAUUGCAUCCAUCAUCGCCCUCAAGGACGAGCUCAUCGCCGAACACGCCAACGCCACUGCUUCCGACAACGUCGACAAUGGUUCAGCCAAUAGUCGUUUUGCCAGCUCCUUUCAUCGAUCUCGAGUCCCUUUCCCCGGCGGCAGAGACUUCUCGCCUCUGCCCGGAAGAGCAGCCAACGGACACCGCUUCGGUCAAGGCAUGUCGCACACUGGAGGCGUGGAAGGGUUCGACACGAUCAUGGAGCUGGUCAAAACGCUGGAAGCCAUCACCAAGCAUCUUUACUUUUCCAAAAUGGCUGUCAUCCAGGAGUUAGUGCCUUACCUUGCGCGAGAGCUGAAGCUCAUUGCUCCCGUCUACCUCCCCUUUACCGCACGCGAGAUUGGGGACAGGAGCCUCGUCAACAUGUACAAGCCGACAGUGUGGUCAUUCGAACGUGAACUUGCCGCUGAGGUCUCGAACAAGCCUAGCUUCCGCUACGUUGAUGUCGAAGAGCCUCACCAGCUCGAGGAAGAUGCGAGUGGAUAUCUGGACGACGUCGAAAUGGUAUUCGCCUUCGAUGUCCACAAGGCCGAUUAUGGCAUGAGACCGAGCGGUCAAAUGCCCAAAACUCCAACACCAGCAGUUGGAAAGCCGCAGCAACUCCGAAAAAAGCCAAUCACGGUGGACGACCUGAUUGAAGCGCUCUAUGGCGAUUCCACAUGCAACUUCUUCAUCGAGUUUGCCAAUCAGCUUCAGCGCAACCACGGUACGUUGCAAGAGAAGUUUCAAGCCUUCGUGCAGAAGUACACUGGUCUCUGCAGGGCUCGUCUUGCUCACCUGGUGAAGAACGCGAUCCCUAAGAACAUGCGAGUCAAAUAUCCGCAGCUGUGCAUCGACAUUCUCGCCAUCACCGACAAUUAUGUUCAAAGCGAGUUGACUAGCGAGAUGCAGAGGUUGUCGGCUAGAGUGGCUGUUCACCCACCCGAUGGACAUGGUGGUACCAACCGCGUUGACAGUGCCACGGAGCACGGCGAAGGGGCUGAUUUCACACCACGCACCGAAUACGGAACAUGGAUGGACCACGAGGUUGCCCUCUUUAUGAAGAUUCGCAUGAGCCUGUUGACCAAAACUAGGUUCGAUAUGGGUGACAAGAAGUUUGUUCCUGAAGCUAGUAGAAUGGUUGACUCUGCGAUCAAGAUUGGUCUGGUCCCUGACAAAGCCUUGGACAAAGGAUCAGCUGGCUCCAGCAGCGGCGGAAGACAGACCUGUGGGGGUGGUGGUAGCAAACUUGGAGGAUCUACAGCCGAGCCUGAUGCCGAUGCUCGGGAUACAUUUGCAGAGGUUCAUCGCACUCCAAAGAGAAAAAGCAAAGCUCAAUUGGCGGCGGAAGCAAAAGAAGCAUGCGAGCACAAUCCUCGCUCCCCCGAAGUAGGCAGCUGCGAAUACGAUGACGAACACAUUCUCUCGUCCACUCCUACUCCUACUGCCGCCGCAGCAGCUCGCAAACGGACACCAAAAUCCGCCUCCAAUGCACCUGCUCAGCCUUCAGAAAACGUCAAUAAUAAGCUCGCUCUGCUCUCGCCUUUUCUUGCGGUCAUCAACCCUUCGGUUUACGCUGCUUUGCAGUUGAUGGCUGAGCUUCGAGCCGAUUUCAACUUCUUCGCCCUCCUUGUGGCACGAGAAGCCCAACGAAUCCCUGUUAGCUUGGUGCAAGAUGUUCGAGCUUACCUUCGCAACUCUCUCCCUGGUACAAUUCGAGCCGAUCUUGGCGAGGAGGAGCUCUACAAACGAUACUUCUAUGAAGCAGACAAGCCUAGACGCGAAAGGGUCGAGUGGAUUGGAGAGCUGCGAAGUAGAGCGACAAAAAUCAGUGAGGUGGUGGAGAAGCUCGAGGUGGUAAGGGAACAGUUGGAGAUGGAACGAGCAGCCAAUGGCAGGGGUGCGAAGUGGUGGAGGAAGAGCAAGAACGGGGGUAGCAAAGUUGGUGCUAAAUAUCACCAGCAGCAGCAAGUUCAGACGGAGAAACAGGGUGAGACGAGCAUGCCUAAUGCUACUACGGCUCCUGUCACCCCUCCGCGGAAGACCAAGAAGAGCGCCACUACAACACCCACCGGCAUCACCCUUCCUCACGCCGAAAUUUCGAUCAAACCAAGCGAGAGUCAGAGUACCACGGUCACUCCGACUGCAAAGAAAACCUCUCCACUCACGCCAUGCCAGUCGAGAUCCAUGUUCAGCACUCCUGACAGCACACCUACCAAGCCGCCACGCUCUCAAAGCCAGCUGAGAACGAGCGUGACGCAGUCUAAACGACCCCCACCAAGCGAAGCUGAUACUCCAACUCGAGCCGCUCCCCGUCGGACAGCAAGCUCAGCUGCAGGUGGAUGGCAAGCGGUAAGGGAUGCGCAACUACACAACGAACCAUGUAGAGUCGUCAACUCUUCGUUCACUUUUGCUCGUUCAAAUUUUGCUGAGGAGGACUACGAUGAUGCUCCGUCGGACUAUCUUCACAAUCAACCGAGUCAAAGUGAUUGUGAGGGAGAAGUUAGAAGGAGUAGGAUUUGGGGGGAUAACGAUAACGAGCCCAUUACGAUUGGUUCUAGUGAUACUGAGGGUGGUCACUGGCAUUAG
Molecule: messenger RNA, 4044 nt
Organism: Ustilago hordei
Lineage: Eukaryota; Fungi; Basidiomycota; Ustilaginomycetes; Ustilaginales; Ustilaginaceae
Exons: 1
Coding region: 1-4044 (1347 amino acids)
Cellular component (GO): membrane; cytoplasm; microtubule
Molecular function (GO): GTP binding; microtubule binding; GTPase activity
Source: RefSeq, a predicted model, not a curated record